AUGGUGUUUCGUCUGCUGAUGCGCUAUCUGGCCAACAACGAGCAGCUCAUCCAGCGCAUGGCCGACAGCUAUCCCAUGCGCCGAGCUGCCCAAGUGGUUGUCUCGCUCAUGUAUCGCACUAAGAGCUUGGCCAGAGAGCAGGGAUUACACGAGAUGACUCCCGAGCGAUUCAAGUCAUUUGUGAAUAUGUUUAAGAACAAUGUGAGACAGGAAAUUGAAGGUGUCAAGCAGCAGCUGAAGAAUCAGAAGAAAAACUAAAUUAUUUGUUAAUAGUAUGAUGACUAAAUAAUUGUAGGAAUAUAAAAACAAAUUUUCCCGGUACAUCGAAUGUAGUUUUAAUUACGCGCAAAACAUUCCACAUAAAGUACAAAUAGGUUUAGAGUUUGUCAAACUUUGAAUUUAUUGUGUAAUUUAAAUACGUUUCAACGUAAUAACUUUUGAUAUUUGAAAAUUAGAAAU
Drosophila albomicans is the source of this 459-nucleotide messenger RNA. Its product is annotated as protein NCBP2AS2 homolog. The coding region runs from base 1 to 258 and encodes 85 amino acids. NCBI's taxonomy places the organism in Eukaryota, Metazoa, Arthropoda, Insecta, Diptera, Drosophilidae. The transcript is spliced from 2 exons. The record is from RefSeq and is a predicted model, not a curated record.